Molecule: messenger RNA, 3437 nt
Organism: Myotis davidii
Lineage: Eukaryota; Metazoa; Chordata; Mammalia; Chiroptera; Vespertilionidae
Gene: ESYT2
Product: extended synaptotagmin like protein 2
Exons: 21
Coding region: 94-2259 (721 amino acids)
Biological process (GO): lipid transport
Molecular function (GO): lipid binding
Source: RefSeq, a predicted model, not a curated record
UGCGUGACAGUCAGUCAAAUCCCUGUGCUUCCCUCUUAGGUUCACUUCCCAGACACGGAAAGAGCAGAAUGGCUAAAUAAGACUGUAAAACAUAUGUGGCCUUUCAUUUGCCAAUUUAUAGAGAAGUUGUUUCGAGAAACCAUAGAGCCAGCUGUGCGGGGAGCAAACACCCACCUUAGCACCUUUAGUUUCACGAGAGUCGACGUGGGUCAGCAGCCCCUCAGGAUCAAUGGUGUCAAGGCAUACACUGAAAAUGUGGACAAAAGACAAAUUAUUUUGGACCUUCAGAUUAGUUUUGUAGGAAAUUGUGAGAUUGAUUUGGAGAUCAAGCGAUAUUUUUGUAGAGCCGGUGUGCAAAGUAUACAGAUUCAUGGCACAAUGCGAGUGAUCCUGGAACCGCUGAUUGGAGACAUGCCCUUAGUGGGAGCCUUGUCUAUCUUCUUCCUGAGGAAGCCACUUUUAGAAAUCAACUGGACAGGACUGACUAACCUUCUGGAUAUCCCGGGACUGAACGGUUUAUCAGAUACCAUCAUUUUGGAUAUAAUAUCAAACUAUCUGGUGCUUCCCAAUCGAAUCACUGUUCCUCUCGUCAGCGAAGUUCAAAUAGCUCAGUUGCGGUUUCCAAUACCAAAGGGUGUUCUAAGGGUGCAUUUCAUUGAAGCUCAGGACCUCCAGGGGAAGGACACUUACCUGAAGGGACUUGUCAAGGGAAAGUCAGACCCCUAUGGAGUGAUUCGAGUCGGCAAUCAGAUCUUCCAAAGCAAGGUCAUCAAAGAGAACCUGAGUCCAAAGUGGAACGAGGUGUACGAGGCCUUGGUCUAUGAGCAUCCUGGGCAGGAACUGGAGAUUGAGCUCUUUGAUGAAGACCCAGACAAGGAUGACUUUCUAGGAAGUCUCAUGAUUGAUCUGACCGAAGUGGAAAAGGAGCGCCUUCUAGAUGAAUGGUUCACGCUGGACGAGGUCCCCAGAGGAAAGCUGCACCUGAAACUGGAGUGGCUCACACUGAUGCCACACGCUGCUCACCUGGACCAGGUGCUGACAGACAUCAGGGCUGACAAAGACCAAGCCAGCGAUGGCCUUUCUUCUUCCUUGCUGAUCUUGUAUUUGGAUUCAGCGAGGAACCUUCCGUCUGGGAAGAAAAUAAACAGCAACCCCAACCCACUGGUGCAGAUGUCAGUUGGUCACAAGGCCCAGGAGAGCAAGAUUCGGUACAAAACCAAUGAACCUGUGUGGGAGGAAAACUUCACUUUUUUCAUUCACAAUCCGAAGCGCCAGGACCUUGAAGUUGAGGUCAAAGAUGAACAACAUCAGUGUUGCCUGGGGAACCUGAAGAUCCCACUCAGCCGUCUGCUCACCAGCGAUGACAUGACCAUGAACCAGCGAUUCCAGCUCAGUAAUUCAGGUCCAAACAGCACUCUGAAGAUGAAGGUCGCCCUCAGGGUACUCCACCUCGAAAAGCAAGACAGGUCUCCAGACCACCAGCACUCAGCUCAAGUAAAGCGACCCUCAGUUUCCAAAGGAGGGAGAAAAGUAUCUGUCAGGUCUCAGGUGUCCAUGUCACCAGGCGCUGGGGACAGCAGCCCAGCCCCGUCCACUCCAGUCCUUGGAGGCGGUGCGAAGUCCAGCGUGGAGGACAGAGCCCAGCCUGCGGAGACCAGCCCUCAGGGGCCUCGAGACCUGGGCAGAAGCGCCUCUAGCCUCCAUGGCGGCACCACCGGCUCCCCCAGCCACAUCUUCAUCAAGGAACCCACCCCCAGCAUAGCCUCGGACAUAUCGCUGCCCAUCGCCACGCAGGAGCUUCGGCAGAGGCUGCGGCAGCUUGAGAAUGGGACGACGCUGGGACAGUCUCCCCUGGGGCAGAUUCAGCUGACAAUCCGGCACAGCUCGCAGAGGAACAAGCUGGUGGUGGUCGUACACGCCUGCAGAAACCUCAUUGCCUUCUCUGAAGACGGCUCUGACCCCUACGUCCGCAUGUAUUUGUUGCCAGACAAGAGGAGGUCAGGGAGGAGAAAAACACACGUGUCCAAGAAAACACUGAACCCCGUGUUUGAUCAGAGCUUUGAGUUCAGCGUCUCGCUACCGGAAGUGCAGCGGAGAACGCUGGACGUCGCCGUGAAGAACAGCGGUGGCUUCCUGUCCAAAGACAAAGGGCUUCUUGGCAAAGUGUUGGUUGCUCUGGCGUCUGAAGAGCUCGCCAAAGGCUGGACCCAGUGGUAUGACCUCACAGAAGACGGGACGAGACCCCAUGUGGUGACGUAGGCCACGCUGGUCAGGGAGCUCCCUGGGUAUCUGCCACCCUGCGUGCUCGGAAGGCGCCUUCCCCACACACCAGUGCUAUUUUUAUACUUCAUGUUCUUCGCUUAUCGUUUUAUAUAACGUGGACAUUUUAAUCAUAUUUGGCCAAUGUUACUGUUAACUUUUGUAUGUCUGACUUCCUGUAGUAUUUCAGCAGUUACCACUGUGUACAAUAGGACGUAGUCACUGUGGUGUUGUGCUGGGCUCUGUCCAGGAGGCAGGUGUGUAUAUGCUUCGUUGUUACCUUGUUUUGUGUGUCACUGAGGCACACUGUGCCAUGUACAAAGACUCUAUUUUUUAUAAUCUCUAUAAACUGGUUUGAAUUCAGAAAAAAAUGGUUUAAGGAAAUAUAUAUUUUUUCUUCUAAGUCUUAUUAAAUUCUUAUGACAAAUAAUCAUUUUUGUCUUUGCAAGAAAAGUUCUCAGUGACUUAUUUUGCGCUGUUUCUUUUUUAAAAGAAAAGCUGAAAGAUUAUUAAAUAUUAGUAUAUCUCUAUCCAUAAUCAGUGAAAGAAAGUAUUCAAAAAAAUUAACUUUCAUAACUGUAAAAUGUGUUAUUGAGAAGUAUCUAAGUUGCAUAGACUAUUAAGAGGAUUAUCACAGUUCAUUAAUCAUAGUGUCCUAAUUUGAAACUUCUUACAUCCAUGAAAAUGUCGUUUUUUUUAAUUGCUUGUUGUAACUUAUUCAUGAAAUAGUGCACAUAAACACAAUUAUACUUUUUCUAAAAUAUAAUACAAAUUUUCAGUGUUAGCUGUUAGGUCAUUGUGAAAUAGUCUAUCAUGAGCUUUGUGGGUUUUCUGUGUUUUCCCAGCCUGUAAAGAAAGACAAGCUUAUGUUGUCACCGGAAAGGUUGCGAGGUAAAUCGGGGUAAGGAGAUAGGAAAUUGCAUUAAAAGCCGAUCACUGGUUCAUGCGUUCGUCGGUGUGACAUCGCGCAGGACAGAGGUCUGAGCUGGUCCUCGGCUCCAUUCUGCUCUCACGGCCGCAACCAGGGUGUCAGCACAGCGGCGCUUGGGUGAGAAUCACCAUUUCCUGGUUCCCUUACUUCAUGCCAUGACUGACCUCAAUAUUGUAAUAUUGUGACACAAUUAUUUUGGAAUAUAUUUUUCUUCUUAGAUUAUUAAAAGCAUGUUUUAUAUCCUGAA